AUGGCGGCAAUGGCGGAGGGCGCGGGGGAGCCGGAGCUGGUGUCCAUCCCGGCGACGCCGCGGGGGCUGUCCACGCCGGAGGGGCUCUCCACCCCGCCGGUCAGGAGGGGCGGGGCGGCCACCAGCGGCGCCGGCACGCCGGUGCGGCGGGUGGUCGAGGGGCUGCGCGGCUACCUGGAGGACGUGGGCCACCUCACGCGCCUCAACCCGCAGGACGCGUGGCUCCCCAUCACCGAGAGCCGCAGCGGCAACGCGCGCUACGCCGCCUUCCACUCCCUCAACGCCGGCCUCGGCUUCCAGGCGCUCCUCAUCCCGCUCGCCUUCCCCGCACUCGGAUGGAGCUGGGGAAUAAUAUCGUUAACUGUUGCUUACUUCUGGCAACUAUACACACUCUGGAUUCUAGUCAAGCUUCAUGAAGCUGUCCCAGGCAGGAGGUACAACAGAUAUGUGGAGCUUGCGCAAGCUGCAUUUGGGGAAAAACUGGGAGUGUGGCUAGCUCUUUUCCCAACUAUUUAUCUUUCGGCGGGCACAGCGACUGCACUCAUACUUGUUGGAGGGGAGACUAUGAAGCUCUUUUAUCAAAUAGUGUGUGGACCUCUCUGUUUGCCGAGUCCUAUUUCGACGGUCGAGUGGUACUUGGUAUUCACAUCCUUAUCAGUCAUCCUUUCCCAGCUCCCGAAUCUCAACUCGAUUGCUGGGGUUUCUCUUAUUGGUGGUGCCACAGCGAUAAUGUAUUGUACAAUGUCAUGGGUUCUCUCUGUCAGCCAGCAGAGGCCUUCGACAGUCUCUUAUGAGCCAGCAAAAUACACUUCUUUUGGUUCAUCCUUGUUCUCUACCAUGAACGCUCUUGGAAUAAUAGCCUUUGCGUUCCGGGGACACAAUCUUGCAUUAGAAAUACAGGCGACAAUGCCGUCGACUUUCAAACACCCUGCACAUGUGCCUAUGUGGCGCGGGGCCAAAGCUGCAUAUCUUCUGAUUGCAAUGUGCAUCUUUCCAGUUGCCAUUGGAGGUUACUGGGCCUACGGAAACAUGAUACCACCGGGAGGGAUCCUGACCGCCCUCUACGUUUUCCACAGCCACGACAUCUCCCGUGGGCUCCUCGCAGCGACCUUCCUCCUCGUCGUGUUCAACUGCCUCAGCAGCUUCCAGAUAUACUCCAUGCCGGUGUUCGACAGCUUUGAGGCCUACUACACAGGUCGCACCAACCGGCCCUGCUCGGUCUGGGUCCGGUCGGGGUUCAGGGUCUUCUACGGCUUUAUCUCGCUCUUCAUCGGCAUAGCUCUGCCGUUCCUCUCCAGCCUUGCCGGCCUGUUGGGCGGCCUGACGCUGCCAGUGACCUUCGCAUACCCAUGCUUCAUGUGGAUCUGUAUCAAGAAGCCAGAGAAGUUCAGCUUCAGCUGGUACCUGAACUGGGGCCUCGCGCUGCUCGGCACUGCCUUCAGCGUGGCCUCCUCUGUGGGUGGUGUCUGGAGCAUCGUUAACACUGGGAUGAAGCUCAAGUUCUUCAAACCCAACUAGCAAAGCUACUAUUUUCAGUUUGCAAAUUUAUGAUAUAAUAUAUAGAUAUGCUUCUUAUUGCUGCAAGCCUUGGCAAGACCAAUGGCAUUACGUGUUGUUGAUCUUAUAUUAGUAGGGUGUGUCUUAGUAAAAUGUAAGUAUCCACUCUUGGAUAAGAGAAACUUCAGCCGAUCGAAGUCUGGUAGUGGUACUGUUACCUCAUGAAAGGACAAAUGUAAUUGGGGCAAUUUGUGUCACAGCUGUGUCUAUGGUAAUAGAGCAUGUACUUUGGUUUUUUUCCUUC
Lolium rigidum is the source of this 1801-nucleotide messenger RNA. RefSeq names its product lysine histidine transporter-like 8. The transcript is spliced from 5 exons. Gene Ontology annotation, cellular component: plasma membrane. Lineage: Eukaryota; Viridiplantae; Streptophyta; Magnoliopsida; Poales; Poaceae. The record is from RefSeq and is a predicted model, not a curated record. Bases 1 to 1518 code for a protein of 505 amino acids.